AACUGACAAUCGAAGGUUUCGGUAUUUCCUACAUCGGUCAUGGCGUUCCCUUACAGAAGUACCAGACAUCAAGAACUCUCCUGGAGGUCUGCGGAACAGAACCAAAUCUUGGCGCUGCUUCCACCUGAUGGAUGAGUCCCUGAGAGGUGGUCUGGUGGGGACCGCCAAGGUGGUAGAGCCGUCGGUGUUGGAUGACGACGAUGAUGCCGUGCCUCACUUCUCUUUCGCCAGCAUGGUGGCACUCACGCCUGAGCUGAACGUGACCGAGACAGGUAGAGUCGAAGGAGUCCCGGUGCCGCGAGACAUGUUCAGCUUAGGCACUGAGGUGUGCGGAGACGACAACAUUGGUAAAACCGAGUCCCACGAAGACGCUGGCCCUGAUCUUCAUUCUCGGAAUGGCGUCCUGUAUGCCUCCUUGCUGUCAGAGGGCAUUGUGGCACAGAGUGACAACAUGGCGGCAAUGUCCGCCCACAGCUGCCCCAAAGACGAGGAACGGCUGGAUCUGGAGAGAUGCUAUACAGACAUAGAGAGUGACCGCACCAAUGUGAAACGUGACCGCACCAAUGUACAACGUGACCGCACCAGUGUGAAACGUGACCGCACCAAUUUGAAACGGGAGCGCCUGGCACUGGAACGAGACCAAGCGAGAUUGAAAAGAGACCGCAUAUCCCUACGACGGGACCUGGCCGCCUUGGAACGAGAACAAGUUUGUCUGGAUCGAGAACUGGCAUUACUGGCCAGAGACGUAGCUUUUCUGGAAAGGGACAGAGCGCUUCUAGAGGAAACCGAGGCACUGCUGAGGUGUGGGGUGGAGCCUGAGCUGGUGCAGACCAGACUCUACCAGAACUUGUUGGCUAAGGAUGUGGACCCACACAGCAUACAGCAGCUGGUGUCUUUGUUCCAGAAGCUUUUGGAAAAAUGUUGAUUUUCCUGUGCUGACAUUCAUUACAACUAAUUAAAAGUUUACUGUUUGUUGUAUUUUCUCCCUGCUUUAAA
Messenger RNA from Nerophis ophidion (straightnose pipefish), 996 nucleotides. RefSeq lists its product as uncharacterized. The coding region runs from base 128 to 925 and encodes 265 amino acids. The record is from RefSeq and is a predicted model, not a curated record. The transcript has 2 exons. Lineage: Eukaryota; Metazoa; Chordata; Actinopteri; Syngnathiformes; Syngnathidae.